GAUGCCCUAGGUGUAUCAUAUACCUUGGUCUCUAAUAUCCCUUGGUUCUUUCACCUUUGUCCUGGCUGUACCCCCACGGCCAUAGUAACUGUUGCCGCUUGUGUUCUCUUGCGUAAGAUCGUGGCCGGCUAUCACGCGCGCUGAUGCCGGGAAGUCGGCUUCUGAUGACCAGCCGGAAUAUGUCGGGCUCAUAUACCAGCCUUUCAAAACGGCUCGGCACGGAUACUCCGCCGUGGUACAUAUACCUUCUAAUUCGUCUUGUAGUAUAUCUCCGACCAGUUCCUUCAGCUUCGCAAACGGCUUUUGUUUCUUAGGUAUUGUUCUAGAAGCACGGCCAACUGAAGUUUCCCGCGCCAACUAAUUUGUAAUAAUUUAACCAUUUGACAGUUUGGGGUUUCCAUAUAUUCAAUAUUCUUCAUGUAUUCUAACAUACCCUCCUCCCCGGACGACCAGCUGCACCACUCACUGCUGUCACUGCAUCAUCAUUUGCAAAAGAAAAAGCGGGUCGGUAAGGCCUGUGACUCAUGUCGUAUCAAAAAGACCAAAUGUGAUGGGAAGAAACCCUGUAACAAGUGCACACAAGACAACAAGAUCUGUGUGUUCACCGAGAAAAAAAAGGUUCGUGAUAAGUCACAUCCAAGUGGCUACGUCGACUUGUUGGAGACUCGCUUGGAUCUCUUGACCCAGGCAUUUGAUAAAGUCAUUCGGCUAGCGGCCCCUCAGGUGGGCUUUUUAAACGAAUUGGUGGAGUCAGCCGGUGCUGACGGUGACCUGGUAGUACCAAUCAACAAGGUGAUUCAUUAUUUGAUCACUGAGCAGGGUCUUUUGAAGAACUUACCGUUGGAAUGGGAAAAUGGUGCGUUGAUAGCUGCAAAUUUCAACCCCAACGAUAUUGAGUCUGCUUCCAGGAAAUUUGCCAACCACAAAAUGAACGUCCACCUGGAAGAUACCCAACGCAGUCCCAUAAAGGAAGAGCUUGAUGAUAACUUUGAUGGAAAUCUUGAUGUUCAGGUUGAUGUAGAUGUUGAUGUGGAUAAUAAUCUUGAUGACUUUAAGGACGAGUUUGACGACCUCAAUCACAACAAUCUCAAGUUUGACCAUUUGCUCAAAGGGUACUCGGGUGGUGGGUUUGUUUUGGCCAACUCAGCCACGUUGAACGACGGCAUGUCGAACGACUUCAGCGACUUUGAAAGCGACUCCAACUCAGUGUACUCCCUGGCCCAUCCCCCUGAAUCAUCAUCCAUUGGUCCCAGCGACACGGUGCUGCAACCCAUGAGUCCUAGCGUAAAGACCCCGUCGUUGUUUGGCACUAACGACUCGGGACUUUUCCACCACCCAAACGGCUCCUCUUCUUCGUUGACAAGCAAUCAGCUUCACACACCUGCUAACCUUUCGCCCUCCAAUACGGUGGAUGGCCUUCCCACCUCACGGCCUGAGAUGGUACGGCGGUCGUCGUCGAUUGUCACGCGGUCCCGGUCCCCUUCGCACCAGAAGCUCAAGAGCAUGGGUCAUGUGCACAAGCCCAUCUAUUCUUCUACCCAUCAUUCUUCACAUAAUAUGGCCUCACCGGGAAAUGCCAGUCUUACUCACUCUAGGACCAAUAGCUAUACGGGUGAUGCAAGUGCCAAAUCGAUUCUUUUGGACAAUGACUUCUCUUUGCCGUCGGAGCUGAUCAAGAUGCUGGAAUUGAGUUAUGAUGACAAUAUGUUGGGUGGCUUGUAAUAUAGGAAUUGUUGGUCUGUUUGUAUAUUGGUAAUUUAUCGGUUUUCUAAACUUUUUUGCAGCCAUCCGGCGCGCCACGCGUAGUAAAUUAUAAAUCCGAAAUAUGUAUUCUAUAACCACAAAAAGAAG
Molecule: messenger RNA, 1851 nt
Organism: Yamadazyma tenuis ATCC 10573
Lineage: Eukaryota; Fungi; Ascomycota; Pichiomycetes; Serinales; Debaryomycetaceae
Source: RefSeq, a predicted model, not a curated record